Molecule: messenger RNA, 4143 nt
Organism: Bufo bufo (common toad)
Lineage: Eukaryota; Metazoa; Chordata; Amphibia; Anura; Bufonidae
Gene: SLC22A23
Product: solute carrier family 22 member 23
Biological process (GO): transmembrane transport
Cellular component (GO): membrane
Molecular function (GO): transmembrane transporter activity
Source: RefSeq, a predicted model, not a curated record
AUACUUCCGGGGGCGGUAGUUGGGGAAGAGCUGUCAUGUAUGCGGAGGCUGCCAGCAGCACUGACUGAACCGCUCGGGAGCUAUUGUGCAGCUGCGGACUGGAGCGACACUGCCGAGGACAAGAGACGCCACAUUUUCCGCGGGAUCACGUGUGCCUGCCGCCGGCUCCUCUAUUGUAGCAGUGCCCGGCGCUGAGCGGGAGGAGGGGGCAGCUGCUGCGGCACUGCCAUCACUGGCCACACACCGCCAGCUGCUUACCUUCCCCACCUGGGAGACCCAUGCGGCGGCGGCUCCUGCUGCACACGUCCGUGCCUUCAUAGAGCUCCCUGACCGCAGGUGGAUGGUUGCAUGCGGCCACUGACAGCCCCGGCUGCCCCGGGAAGGAGGCGGCAUCAUGACCACAGACCGAGAUCCUGAAUCCGGUUGGAUGAGGCAACCGGAGGCCGAGGAGAAUGGCUCGGUGCUGCCGGCCUCCUGCGCCGCGGUGCCCCCAUCGGAAGACCCCCCUCCAGCCCCCGCGUCCCCGGCCCAGCAGGGCUCCCGGUACAACCACCUGCUGCUGGACUAUGAUGGCACCGUGCUGCCCUUCCUGGGCGGGCUGGGCACCUACCAGAGGCGGCUGGUGCUGCUCACCUGGAUCCCCGCGCUCUUCCUCUCCUUCAGCCAGUUCUCGGACUUCUUCAUGCUGGACCAGCCCGACAAGUGGUGCAAGGCGAACGGCAGCCUGGCCGGGAAGAGGAGCCCCCUGCACCCGGGCAACCACAGCUCCCCGGCCCCGGAGGUGAUGCUGCUGAUGCCCCCGCUGCAGCUGCCCACUCCCCCCGCACAUGUCACCAGUGCCCCCCACAACGACUCCUGCCUGUGCCACGAGUGGACCUACCAGAUCCACGCCGGGCUGGUGCAGAACGUGGUCAGCAAGUGGGAUCUGGUAUGUGACUCAUCGUGGAAAGUGCAUAUAGCCAAGUUCUCUCUGGUCGUGGGGUUGAUAUUUGGAUACUUGAUUACAGGAUGUAUUGCUGACUGGAUCGGCCGUCGUCUUGUGCUGCUGUUUUCUGUAAUCUUCAAUCUGAUUUUUGGACUUUCUGUGGCACUUUCAGUUAAUGUGACCAUGUUCAGCACGCUCAGGUUUUUUGAAGGAUUCUGUCUUGCCGGGAUAUUCCUCUGUUUAUAUGCACUGAGAAUAGAACUUUGCCCUCCAGGCUACAGAUUCAUGAUUACUAUGGUGGCCAGUUUCAUUGGAAUGGCUGGACAGUUCCUCCUGCCAGGUUUGGCAGCUCUCUGUAGAGACUGGCAGAUCCUCCAGGCUGUCAUAAUCUGCCCCUUUAUUCUAAUGCUUUCCUACUGGUACAUCUUUCCUGAAUCUUUGAGGUGGUUAAUGGCCACAUUGCAGUAUGAAGAUUCUAAAAAGCAAAUUCUUCAAACUAUUCACAAGAACAGACUGAACACAGAAAGCGACAUCAAAGGAGUAAUGACAGAAUUGGAGAAAGAGCUUGCACGAAGGCCGAAGAAAGUUUGCAUUGUUAAGGUUGUAGGAACCAGGAACCUGUGGAAAAAUAUACUCGUCCUUUGUGUUAACUCGUUGACUGGGUAUGGGAUACACCACUGCUUUGCUAAAAGCUGAUGGACCCUGAAGUCAAUAUGAACAUCAUGCACGAACUUCUAUGCCAACUACUUUGCCAUGGGGAUUACAUUAGCAUCAUGUCUGGCUAUGUGUCCUGUUGUUGGGUUUUUGGGAAGAAGAGGAGGGUUGUUACUGUUCAUGAUUCUCACAGCUUUGGCAUCACUUCUUCAACUUGGUCUUCUAAAUUUGAUUGGAAAAUACACCCAGAACCCUGACACAGGUAUGAGCGAAACUGUGAAAAACAGAUUUUCUGUAAUCUUCUCCAUUAUUGGGAUGUUCUCCUCUCAUGCAGUUGGAAGUUUAAGUGUGUUUUUUUGCGCUGAAAUCACCCCCACUGUGAUCAGGGGUGGAGGCCUGGGAUUGGUUUUAGCAAGUGCUGGUUUCGGGAUGUUAACAGCCCCUAUUAUGGAACUUCACAAUCAGAAGGGGUAUUUCCUCCACCAAGUCAUCUUUGCCUGCUGUACUUUGAUUUGUAUAAUCUGCAGUCUUCUACUGCCUGAAAGUAAGAACCAAAAGCCUCCAGAAAACAUCACUCACGGAGAGCAUUAUACCCGUCAGCCUCUCCUACCUCACAAGAAAGGAGAGCAACCACUCUUGUUAUCAAACUCUGAACUCAAGGACUACUCUGGUCUCCAUGAUUCUGUAGCCCAUAGAGAUGGCGUUUCUGAAAACACCACGGUCAAUGGUAUAAAAUCGACAUAGCCGGUUAAACUGCCAUGGAGAAACAUCUCAUGUAUUUAUUUGUUCUCCCUUUAGCUCAGGUCUUACAGACCAUCCAUAGAUUUUUCUGGUAUUGGGGCAACCUCCCACACAGCUGCUUAGGUCCCUUCAAUAUUAUGGAAAACACCGAAAGAAAUUCAGCCUCUAAAACUCCAGGAUAUUAAGACACGAUAUUGUCUUGAUCAGUGAUCCAUCAAUCCUAUCACGUACCAACGUACCGGUUACAUCCUUUCCCGUCUGUCAUUUUGUAGGAUAAUCUGUAUACAUUGACAAGUAAACUACAUUUCCACAAACAAAAAACCACAACAUUGUGACUGUUGAUAUUUUAUUUUAUAGGUCAUAUCCAUUCUCCUGUUCCCUCCUCGGUUCAUUACAUUGACAGCUGCCCAGUUAACCUUCAAAAUAAAGUAACGAGGCAAAAAACUCCAAACUGACGGGUGUGAAGGAGGAACCAGUCAACACAACAGUAGUGGGAGGUUUCCGCUCAUCAUUUGGACACUUAACCACAUAUGAAAGGGAAGAUCCGAGCUAAUGGACUCCAAGUUCAAAUAUGUUUUUUUUUGUUUUUUGCUAGAAUACUUGAGCCAAUACAGAACAGUUAGGGGAAGAGAAACACCACUACCUUGAAAGAGCCUGUUUAGUUGCCAUCAUUCUUGACUUGCAGCUAUUACUGAGCGUACCUUAUGGUUACCCCUCAGGUUUUAAUUUACGUCUUGCAUGAAGACGCUUGGGGAAAAGGCUUUUAAAGAUGUUAAUGUCAAUAUGUGCCAAAUUCUGCAGAAUACUCUUCCCUCCUGUAUGAACAGAACUUUGGCUACCGAAGGGUGAGAGUAAAUGCCUCUGUGAUGUAUAGCAAUCCUGAUACAGGCAGACCAUAAGUGCUGGUCAGUAGGAGGGUCUUAAUUUCUUGUAGAAAGCAUUAGUCUCAUUAGUAGAAGCAAGUAACCAUUUGCUUAACAUCAGUUGUGAUUAAACCGAGAAGCAAGAAAUCCUAAUUUAUGAUGAUUGUUGGGUAUGGUCAGGUGUCCGUAGUAAAUGGUCCAUGAUACUUUUUCUGAGUGUUCAGAACUGUUGCUUGUAUUUAAUAGAGGACUUCAGAAGCCUCCAUGAAAAGACUUUUUAAAACCAUUCAGAAAGGAAUCUUUUUCUUAUAGGAUGGGUGUGAGCGUGUAGAAAUCAUUACUACUCAAACAGAAACAAGGACACAUGCUGGGUAUACCUAGUCGCUAGCUUGGAGUGGAGGUCCUUUAUAGACAGGUUACACAAUGGUAGCACCAUUUCCAUCCUGUAAGUUUUAGUAUCACUGAGCAAGGCCUGCAAAGUCUAGCUCUCACCACCUUGCUUAAAGAUUGGCCUUCACAAGUAUCAUUGACCUGCGGAUGAACGUGUAUUCAUUUGUAACUGUUUCAUUAGUGCUUUCUAGUUGAAUACUGUUAAUCAAAAUGUGAACUAUGCUGUUGCUGUCGGGGGGUUUUCAUGUGGAAGAAAAGAAAAAAAGAAAAAAAUCUGUGGCCGAUCUAGUUUUUGUGUCUGGAGGGAGGGAAGUUGGGUUUGUACAGAUGUAAAUCAAUGUUAGUAUUUUAAUAAAUGUUGCUAAAAUGUUGUGGAGCCAAAAUCAACGGGUCACCAAAUCGGAAGAAGUGCCAUUAAAUGAACUGUAAGUGUUGAUCACUUGAACCGUGGGAUGACUUUAAAAGCGCCACUGCAUCCCCUCUAAAACAUGGGGAUAUGAUGCACCAUAAUAUUUAAAAAAAAAAAAAAAAUGUGUCUGAAGUGUACCGUGAAUGUUUUGGAGGAAGUUU